UGUAAUUAAAUACUCUAUUGCAAGUAUGACACGUAAGGUUAGGAAUUAUUAAAAAUAUGUGAUAAACCAACUCAUUUAAGAUGUUUACAAUGUUAACAAUACCAGAGCUAUGCAGAAUGAUAUGUUGAAUCUCAUUUUUUGAUAUUUUAGUUACACGCAUAAGAGAAACCCAGCAGAGAUCAUGGGAUUGUGCAAAGUACCGCGAUGAAAUAUGUGUACAGAUUUAUUUUCUUAUGCGUCGGAUUCGCUGGCCUAGUAUUACUCCUGAAUUUUACAACAAACUUGCCAAAUAAAGUUUACGAUGUGCGGAGUAAGUCAGCAGAUUUGUAUCCGACGUCAGGAAGGAUUCUCUCCAGGUUGACCAAGGACCCGGAGGUGGUAAUAUGUGUAGUAGCCUGUGGUGACAGAUUAGAGGAAUCGCUGACAAUGCUUAAGUCUGCGCUGGUCUUCGCACGAAGAGAGCUGCGUUUCAUUAUAAUUGCCGAUGACAAUUUAAUACCAGUAUUUGUAAAACAAUUGUCAGAAUGGAAGCAGGUGACGAAUAAGACAUUCAGUUUUACCGUGAAGCCUGUGAUGUUCCCUGAUCGAAACAAUGCUGCGAUGUGGAGAAAAUUAUUUAAGCCUUGUGCUGCACAGAGAUUAUUUCUGCCAACUGUAUUAAACGAUACGGAUUCAGUUUUGUACAUGGAUACCGAUACUUUAUUCUUAGCUCCUCCAGAAAUUAUCUGGGAUGAAUUCAAAAAGAUGAACUCCAGUCAACUGGCAGCUUUGAGCCCAGAGCACGAAGAUCCUCAUACUGGGUGGUAUAAUCGAUUUGCAAGGCACCCCUACUAUGGCAAAUUGGGUGUUAAUUCAGGCGUCAUGUUGAUGAAUCUAACCAGAAUGAGGGAAUUCAGGUGGACGGAUUACGUCGUCCCUAUUCACAAGGAAUAUCGCCUGAAAAUCACGUGGGGAGAUCAGGAUAUCAUUAACAUAAUAUUUCACUACCAUCCUGAGAAGCUCUACAUCUAUCCCUGCAGAUAUAAUUAUAGACCCGAUCAUUGUAUGUAUAUGUCAGUUUGUACAGAAGCGGAAAAGGAUGGCGCUUUGGUUCUCCAUGGAUCUAGAGGCACGUUUCAUUCUCAGAAACAGCCUCCAUUCAAAGCAAUAUAUCAAGCCAUGAAUGAAUAUCGAUUGGAUACAGAUCCUUUCGAAAACUUAUUAGUGCCAAUGAGGAACUAUUUGUCCUCGGAGGACAAAUUAAACUGUGGUAAAGUAUCAAAGGUGUUUAUCAUUCAGCCUGAGAAACACUUAAGUCGGACUAUUUAGUCCCUCGAUUCGUUGAAGUCAAAUUUUGUAAAUGAAGCACAUGCGAUAUUUGGAGGUGCAAUGACUCUAACAUAAAGCUUCAUUCUUGAAGGACGUUUUCUACAAUAUGUCGAAUAUUAUCAUCACGCUGGUAUAAUAUUCCUGUUCAAGUUGAAAAUCGCAAAGUAAAUGUAAAAAUACGUUAGAAAAUUUGUUAACUAUAUCGAGUUGCACUUUGCAUAUCAAGGUGAUCACGAGAAGAAAUUCAUUUGUUAACAUGUAAGUAUUUUUGUAACUCAACCCGAUUUACUUCAAUGUCAAAAACUGAAAACUGUUAGUGCUUUAUGUUAACAAUAUAUCUUUUUCUUAAAUACUUACGUAGAAAUUGUUCAUAUUUUCCAUUCCACAAUUUGAUUCAAUUUCUAGACUACUCAGGAUAAAUUCUACAUAAUUUAAAUUAACAAUAAUAUUCAAUAAAUAUUCUGCAUCAUA
Orussus abietinus is the source of this 1779-nucleotide messenger RNA. It is a transcript of the gene shams, whose product is annotated as glucoside xylosyltransferase 1. Lineage: Eukaryota; Metazoa; Arthropoda; Insecta; Hymenoptera; Orussidae. The record is from RefSeq and is a predicted model, not a curated record. The coding region runs from base 205 to 1308 and encodes 367 amino acids. Gene Ontology annotation, molecular function: UDP-xylosyltransferase activity. Gene Ontology annotation, biological process: protein O-linked glycosylation via N-acetylgalactosamine. The transcript has 2 exons.